AGUGCAUCAAAACUCAAAAUCGCAGCCAAAAAAAGCAGACGACCCUUCAAAUACAGAACGAGAGAGAGGGAGAGAGCUUCGAAGACUGAUGGUUAAAAUGGCGGACUCAAAACCUUAACCCUAGACCUAGAAAACCCUUUCCGUUUCAUCCCCACCAUAUUACAGAUGGAACGCACGUCCGGUCCCGACCCUCCAUCAUCAAAGGCUGAAACUCUUCAAUCCCUAGCGUCUGGCUCACUCUCCUCCUCCAUAUCUUCCCUUUCGGCCUCUUCAAGACCCAUCCCCUCCGACAAGGACUUCCAUUUCUUCUACAACUUUGACGACUUCAAGCUCCCCAUCAAAGCAAUCGCCGAGAACUCCGAAUCGUUGCUGAAGAGCAUCUCCUUCGGCCGCGGUCCGCCUUCGAUCUUUCCCUCUGGGGCGGACCCUGACGAUGCCUAUGACUGGCUCGUCAACCUCAAUGAUGAGAUCUUCGAGCGUGUCGAUAUCUCCUUGGACGAGUUCCAACGUGCCCGGAAGAAAGAAGAGGGGCUAGGUAUGACUGCCGAUGGGUUCCAGUUGGUCUAUGGGAAGAAGAAGAAGAAGGUGGGCACCCGUAAUUUGGAGGGAAAUGAGAGGCGUGAUUCGACUGCAGCCUCAACGGUGAGGAUGGCUUCGAAGGAUGCUAAUCGGACGGGGGAGCGGCCACGGGUGCCAUUUCACAUACCGACUAUUCCUCGUCCGCAGGAUCAAUUUGGUAUUUUGGUGAAUAAUUCGAACCAACCAUUUGAUCACGUUUGGCUACAGAGGAGUGAGGAGGAUGGCAGGCUUGUGCAUCCACUGGAGAAGCUUUCGGAGGCAGACUUUGUUGAUAGAAGCAUUGGUGAUGUUGAGCCAGUAAAACCACUUCCUUUAGAUAGUACCCCAUUCAAUCUUGUCGAGGGAGUCAACGAAUUGAAGGGGUUGGCUGCUAAAUUGCGCCAUGCUAACGAAUUUGCGGUUGAUUUGGAGCAUAAUCAAUAUCGAUCCUUUCAAGGACUAACUUGCUUGAUGCAAAUAUCGACUCGAACUGAGGAUUUCGUGGUAGACACACUAAAGCUCCGUAUUCACAUUGGUCCACACUUACGGGAAGCUUUUAAAGAUCCUUCUAAAAGAAAGGUCAUGCAUGGGGCAGAUCGAGACAUAUUGUGGCUUCAACGGGAUUUUGGCAUAUACGUCUGCAAUCUGUUUGACACUGGACAGGCUUCAAGGGUAUUGCAGUUGGAGCGGAACAGUCUGGAGUAUCUUCUUCAUCACUUUUGUGGAGUUACUGCAAAUAAAGAAUACCAGAAUGCAGAUUGGCGGCUGCGACCUAUUCCGGAUGAGAUGAUCAAGUAUGCCCGGGAGGAUACACAUUAUCUACUACAUAUUUAUGAUCUAAUGAGAGGAAGGUUGCUUUCAGCAUCCACUGAAUCUGAAAGUGGCGGCGACCUUCUGUUAGAGGUAUACAAGCGCAGCUAUGACAUAUGCAUGCAACUUUAUGAGAAAGAGCUCUUGACAAGCACCUCAUAUCUCCAUAUAUAUGGUUUACAGGGAGCUGAUUUCAACUCACGACAGCUUGCUAUUGUUGCUGGGCUUAGUGAGUGGAGAGAUAUCAUUGCCCGUGAGGAGGAUGAGAGUACUGGCUAUAUAUUGCCAAACAAAGCAUUACUUGAGAUCGCCAGGCAGAUGCCCACCACCUCUGGCAAGUUGCACCGAAUGGUGAGGUCAAAGCACCCAUAUGUUGAGCGCAACCUUGGUCCUGUUGUUGGCAUAAUUAGGAGUGCAAUCACGAAUGCUGCUGCUUUUGAGAAUGCUUUGGAACAACUAAAGAAGGGGCGGGCAGAAACAGUACGAGAGCAAAUUAUGGAAGCAGCUGCUGCUGAUGCUGAAAAUCGGGUUUCUCACGAGGAUCACAUAAGUAUGGAGAUUGCAUCUGCUGCUCAAGCAGGAAGUCUUAAUAGCUUCGGUAAUGUAAUCAAUGUACAGAGAGCUGAAUGCAUGGAAGUUUCUGCAAAUGUGAAGGAGGAAUCUUCAGAACAGGCAAGCAUGAAUUUUUAUCGUGGUGAAUGUCAACCAUCCAUUUCAUCUUCUGAAACAGUUUGCUCAGUGGAGCUAUCCCAAGAAGCAAGGAUUGAGUCUUCACAUUUAGCGAAAGCGGCUGCUGUAGCAUCUGUCCAAAUUCUAAAGAAACCAAACCGUGCCUUUGGAGCAAUGUUAGGUCAUUCUGCCUCUAAGAGAAAGCUGGAUGGUGAUCCUAAAGGGAGUUUUCUUGAGAAGGAAAAGGCUGAGGUCAAGGUGGAGCAGAUAAAAUCAUCUGUAACCCUUCCAUUCCACUCGUUCUCGGGCAAGAGUAAACAACCGGUAUCAACUGCAGAUCGGAGCAUCAAACCCUGCGAUCUGCUACAUCGGGAAACUAAUGAAUGUGUCCAUGAGCCGGCAGAGGUCGCCGAAUUAGAAGAUAUCAUACCAUUGGAAACCGGUUCUAAUGAUCGAGAAUCAUCCCCAGAAAUUCCAGACGGGCCGGAAAAUGGCACCACCAGAGGUUCUCCAUCAGGUUCUGACACGGCAGAUGAGCCGACAUCACUCACUGAUUUAGCCUCCAGUUUCCAGAACUUCUUCCAGUCAGGAAAUCAGAAGAGGAACUCAAAGCAGGAGAGAACCCAAGAGGCAGACAGUUUUCUGUUGAAGCCAUUUGAUUAUGCUGCGGCAAGGAAGCAGAAGAGAUUCGGGGAUUCCCAGGAACAAAAGGUGGAUGUGGAAGGUGGCAAUGAUGUACUUAGAGCGCCAUUGGAUUCUAUGGAGAGCCAUAAGGGUCUGAUUUCUGGUCGGGCUCGCAGGGAAGAAACAAGUAGGGAGUUUCCGCAGCCGAGACGUCGGCAGGCAUUUCCUGCUUCAGGGAAUCGAAGUGCGACAUUUCGCUAGUCUAUAUACAUGCUUGAUUUUCCCCUCCCCCUUUUUGGGUGGAUGCUCUCUCACUGAAAAUGAUUAAUGAAUAAAUACAUGGUAUGAUCAGUAUCAUCUUUGAAGUAAUCUUUUUGGACCAAA
Messenger RNA from Magnolia sinica, 3045 nucleotides. Its product is annotated as protein RRP6-like 2. The transcript has 14 exons. Gene Ontology annotation, cellular component: nucleolus; nuclear exosome (RNase complex). Lineage: Eukaryota; Viridiplantae; Streptophyta; Magnoliopsida; Magnoliales; Magnoliaceae. Gene Ontology annotation, molecular function: nucleotide binding; nucleic acid binding; 3'-5'-RNA exonuclease activity. The coding region runs from base 166 to 2922 and encodes 918 amino acids. The record is from RefSeq and is a predicted model, not a curated record. Gene Ontology annotation, biological process: nuclear polyadenylation-dependent snoRNA catabolic process; poly(A)-dependent snoRNA 3'-end processing; nuclear polyadenylation-dependent antisense transcript catabolic process.